Molecule: messenger RNA, 2625 nt
Organism: Histoplasma mississippiense
Lineage: Eukaryota; Fungi; Ascomycota; Eurotiomycetes; Onygenales; Ajellomycetaceae
Exons: 6
Coding region: 1-2625 (874 amino acids)
Biological process (GO): mitotic sister chromatid cohesion; maintenance of mitotic sister chromatid cohesion
Cellular component (GO): SMC loading complex; chromatin
Molecular function (GO): double-stranded DNA binding
Source: RefSeq, a predicted model, not a curated record
AUGCCAUACCAACCUCCGCAUGGUGGUCAAUAUCCCUCCCAUUCAGAGUCGUUCCAAGCCCAACAGCCACCCCGGAUACCUCCACCGCGGCAUCAGCAUAAUUUUGGCCCGAAUUCUGCGAAUACAGUAUAUCCCAAACCUCUCGUUCACCCCCAGGCCAUAUUCCCCGCGCCUCCCUACGCGCCACAGCACCAGCAACAUGCACCACAUCCACAACAGCAGCCGCCGAACCCGCCUGUCAACUAUGCGCCUCGACCUAUUCAAGCCCGUCCUCCACCGCCCGCAAACAAUACGCACCUUCACUAUGGCGGAGUUCCGCCGCCCCCUCAAUACUUUCCUAUCCAAAGUCGACCCGAUACGCGUCCGUCACCACAGGAAUACUCGGCUCAACUUCCCCAACAAUCGCAAUCAAAAUUUCAACCUACUUCCUAUCCGCCACCUCCACAUAUGUACCCUCCCCAGGUUAUAAUGCCCCGCCCGCCCGCUCUACAUCAAUAUAGGACAGUGGAUGCCGUGCAACAACAAGCUGCACCACUGCCGAACUCUCAACUAAAAAGAUCGCAAUCCCUGAAACACAUGUGUUCCAAGUCCCCGACUAAGAUGCCACAAUCUCAGCCGCUCCCAGCGACGUCUGGGAAACCGGCAAUUGAUUAUCAUGUGCUACUUUUGUCACUGGCAGAUGAGUAUAUUGAUGCAGCACACAGUCAGGGAACGGCACUUGCAGUUGCGCGAGAGGAGGCAGAGACAAAUGAGUAUUAUAAGCUGAUCGCAACUGGAUUAGCAUGUUUAGAAGCGGUGCUGAAGGUUGGAACCCCUACGCAAUACUUGGUGCAUACAAUCACCUGGAAAUUACCACCGCGAACUGAGGCCCUGGUGCGGCUUCGCUAUGCCCGGAUAUUGUACGAAGAAACAGAAAAUGACUCCGAAGCGGAGACCGCACUCAGUAAAGGGAACCGCAUGUACGAUUUGAAGUAUUGUAUGCAGCAGCUUCUGGCCCGAAUAUUGUAUAAAUCAAAUCCAAAAGCUGCCAUGAAGCAUGUGGAUGGAGUCGUUCGUGAUGCUGAGGGAUACCGCCAUACUGCUUGGGAGUAUGCGUUCCGCUUUCUUCGAGUCACUCUCUCCCUGUCAUCCUCGGCACAGCAAGAUACGGCAGCUGCGAUACAAAACUUACAAAAAGUCGCCUCCCUUGCCAGUCGCAGCGGUGACAAAGCUAUUUUGCAUUCAUCUAGCCAUGAUUCGAUUGAACAGGCACAGCGGGCUUUGGCCACUGCGAGGAGCUACCAGCUCGACAAUAAAGUGCUCGACAUCCCGCAAAUAAGCACGAUGAUUCAGAUGAUGGAUAUUUGCUGCAGCCUGCUCGAGUAUGACGUUAAGCAAUCAUCCGAAAAGCUUCAGAUAAUGCAGAAGGUAAUGGAUCAGAAGAUAGACGAUCCACACUGGCAAAAUGAUGGAAGCUUUUCGCUCCCCCUCAGCCGUAAGACCAUGUCACCUUCAGCCACGGAGUCAACCGAUAUACUACAAGUCGAGGAUGGAAAUGUAAUGUUGAUGAUGCGCUGGCUUCCUGAGCAUGACAUCUAUGCUCUUUGCUAUUUCCUGAGCUCUGUUACACUCACAGCGAAGAAUUCGCAAGAUGGACAUAAAUCUGAGAAGUAUCUCAGCGAGGGUUUAAAGAUGAUACGGAGUAACUACAAAAACCCACAAGAAAUUCCAGAAUCCCUAGCUUACGCUACUGAAAGGAUUGAAUGGCGACGAUCUUUAUAUUGCAAUAUGCUUUUGCAGUUAAUAUUCCUAGCUUGUGCCCGAACCGACUGGGCCUUUGCUCGUCAGACACUCAAAGAGCUACGGUCAACCGUGUCUGAGUUGGGAACUAAUGUCAAUGAAGCAACUAUAUGCCUUAUGGAGUACGCAAGCGGCAUCAUAUCCCAGGGAACAGGUGAACUCAAGGCAGCGCUCGCAACUUUCCAACAGCCCAUCUUCGCGCUUAACCAGACUACCAGUAAAUCUGCUCGCAAUGAUCCUCGACGGGACACUGCCAUCCUCGCCGCUCUAAAUUCUGCGCUUAUAUUGCGCGAUCCAGCUCGACCCUCCCACUCCCAUUCUGCCGCCUCCAAAGUUCUUUCUACAAUCGAGCCGUUCUGCCGCGUUAGCCCUAACAAAUACAUCCAAGCCGCCUAUUUCCUAAUAUCAGCAACAACGCACACCGAAUCCACCAUCCAAACCAAACAUGAUCUACAUCAUUCCCUCCAAGCUGCAAUAGCCAUCGGCAACAGCCAAGUAACCUGCAUUGCCCUUACAUUCAUGAGCUGGAAAUACUUCCGCGGCGUCGUCGGUGAACAAUCGGAGAAAAGUGCCAAGGCCGCUAGAGCAAUGGCGCGAAAGGCAGAUGACAAGUUAUGGAUUAGCGUGACCGAGGAUCUGUUGGCAGCCACGCUGGACUCUCAGGGGAAAUCGAGAGAAGCUCAUGCUACUCGUGAGCAAGCAGAUAUGGCGUUAUUGGGCUUGCCACCGGUGCUGAAGAAGAUGAAAUCGAGUUCGUCGUCUAAUAGCAAUAAAGCUUACGAUCAAGGCGGCGAUGGAGGUGGGCGAUCCUCCUCGGAAAUGAUCAUGAAGGCAGUGGAGAUUUGA